AACUUAACUCUAGGAUCGUGGAUCUGCCCUCCCCGCUCUCCCGAAGCUAUUCGGGCACUGUCCGGAUUGCAUCGGAGGGGGCUAGAAUCUGGCGUCCGCCUCUUCAUCCCCAAUAUUGCCGGGUCUGACGCACGCGUGCCGACAGGGGAGGGGAAAGGGGAAAGCUUCUCCUGCACGCAGCUCGCGGGCCGGGCACCUGGGAGGAGAUGCCUGGCCAGGGUCCAGUGUCUGACUGGACGGAGUGCAGUGCUUCCGCAGAGCCUUCCGCAGUGGCCAGGACCGAGGGUGCCUGCGGCGGAUCAGCUGGAUAUUCUUACUACCAGAAUUCCAAAGGAACUGAUCAAAUCAAAGAUGGACACAAAGUGAACUCACCCAGAACCAAGCUGCAAGAGUUAUGGAAAACGCCUCACAUUCAAACAAUUCACAUUCCGAAAUCAAUGAUGGAGACAUCCUUUCGAAAGCAUUCAGACCUCACCUUAGGCCAGAAGCGUUACCUGUGCAGCAUUGCUAAGAUCUAUAAUGCAAACUACCUGAGGACGUUAAUGAAGAGGCAGUACCUGCAUGUGAUCCAGCGCAGCUCACAAAAGCCAGGUGUCCUCACUCAUCACAGAAGCCACCUCGGUUCUCGUUACUCACAGAAGCAGCAUUACCCCUGCACCACAUGGCGACACCAACUGGAGAGAGAAAACUCGGGGCCUUCUAACAUGGCAGCUGCAUCUGCACCUGAGAUGAUCAUACAGCAUUCCCUUUGGCGACCAGUGAGAAACAAAGAAGGUUUAAAAACUGGAUAUGCAUCAAAAACAAGAUGUAAGUCACUGAAGAUUUUUAGAAAACCAGGCAGACUGUUCAUCCAAUCAGUUUCUACAAAUGAUUCUGAAUCAUACAUGAAUGAAGAAAAAAAAGAAGACGAUUUACUAAACAGAUGUAUGCAAUCAAUGUCAAUUGAAGAACAGGGAGAACAUCUGAUGCUAACUUGACAGUUCUGUCUUGUGUACUGAUGAUGUGCCAAAGGUGGGGGAAGGGAUUGUGAAUUGCGUCCUCCCUCUACAUUUAGGAUAGUAUUGUUGUUCACCAUUGUCAUUAAGUAAUUUUGGUUUGUUCAGAAGCUUUUAUCACAAUGUAAUUUGUCUGAUGUAGUUCCACGUUCCAAUGGUAUUUGUGUAACAUAUGCUUAUGUAGUAAUAUAUGCUUGUAUUUCAAGCUAGAUAUAAUUAAAAUUCUUGUCACCUAAAA
This is a messenger RNA of Sus scrofa (pig), 1233 nucleotides long. It is a transcript of the gene FAM216A, whose product is annotated as family with sequence similarity 216 member A. NCBI's taxonomy places the organism in Eukaryota, Metazoa, Chordata, Mammalia, Artiodactyla, Suidae. The record is from RefSeq and is marked validated.